Patiria miniata (bat star) is the source of this 2210-nucleotide messenger RNA. It is a transcript of the gene tamm41, whose product is annotated as phosphatidate cytidylyltransferase, mitochondrial-like. Gene Ontology annotation, molecular function: phosphatidate cytidylyltransferase activity. The transcript has 9 exons. The record is from RefSeq and is a predicted model, not a curated record. Lineage: Eukaryota; Metazoa; Echinodermata; Asteroidea; Valvatida; Asterinidae. Gene Ontology annotation, biological process: cardiolipin biosynthetic process; CDP-diacylglycerol biosynthetic process. Bases 192 to 1187 code for a protein of 331 amino acids. Gene Ontology annotation, cellular component: mitochondrion.
UUCAUCGUUGCACACUCGCACGUGUGGGAUAACAUGGAUGAUCGUGAGUCGUUCGUAGGAAUUUCAUGAAUUUUGCCGGUAAUACCUGGACGAUUUUGCCGACACAGCCGCUCCAACUUGCCGGUCAUUCGCAGCAUUGCUAGCAUGACAGUAAAGGAGGUAAUUCUGGCCAAGCUGCAUUGAACCAGUAUAUGGCAGUCAGCCAGACAAACCGCUUUCUCUUCACUAGGAUCUUGUCUAAUUUCCCCAAGGAUAUGACGAUGGCAUUUGCCUAUGGAUCUGGCGUUUUUAAACAGAUUGCAAACAAGGACAAGGACAAUAUGAUUGACUUCAUCUUUGUGGUCAACGACGCCGCGGACUGGCACGCCCAGAACCUGAGGAGAAACCCUCAUCACUACUCAAGCCUGAGGCACCUCGGAGCUGAGAAGAUCGUCAGGAUUCAAGAUGAAAUUGGAGCGGGCGUGUACUACAACACGCUGGUCAGGUGUGAGGAUAAGUUAAUCAAGUAUGGAGUGGUCAGGCGCGACAGACUUAUCAGAGAACUGAUUGACUGGAAUACACUCUACCUCAGCGGCAGGCUACACAAACCGGUGAGCAUCGUCCAGCGCAGCAGCAGCCGAACGCUGUACAACGCCAUACGCAGGAACCUGCAGAGCGCCCUCUAUGCCAGCUUGCUGCAACUGCCGGAGUGUUUCACCGAGGACGAGCUGUUUCUGAAGAUAGCUGGCUUGUCGUACGGAGGGGAUUUUAGAAUGGUCUUUGGAGAAGACAAAAACAAAGUGAGGAACAUUGUCAGUGCCAACCUGGAUGGAUUCCGGACGCACUAUCAUGACAUGCUAGACAACACUGAACACAUCUACUGGGACCAGAAGAACAGAACAGUAGAGCAAGACAGGAGUCCCGCCUGUCUGUUUUCCCACCUGAGCUGCCUGCCCAAAAACCUGCAGCUGAGCAUCGCCCGAUUGGCCGGAGGGCCAUCACAUGACACAGGGGUGGUACUCCAGAGAAUAGCACGGGAGAAGGAAUGUUCAGAUCUUGUGGCACGAGGUGCUAGAAAUAUUGUGAGAACGUCCAGCAUAACGCAGAGCAUAAAAGGCAUCUUCACAGCAGGAAUCAUGAAGUCUGCCAACUACAGCCUACAGAAACUGGCAAAGAUGUGGAAGGGAGGCCUCCUGUUGCCAAGGUGACGAAAAAAGUCAAAGGUCACCCUGCUGCCAAGUUUGUCUGAAGUUCAAAAUCAGGGAUUAAGUGCCUGGAUGUUUUCAAUGUUCUUGUAGAAAGGUUUCGAGGAUUUCACUUGUAUUCCAGUCGUAAAAAAGACAGGUAUUUUUUAAUGCCAAUAGGCCAUUUGCGAGUUAAAUUUGAAUACAAUCUUGAACGCUGACUUAGUCCAAUGCUUUGCACGUUUUAACUUUGCAUUCUCCCGACCAAAGAGACUGUUACUUUAUUUUGUGAUUCGGGGCAAGCCUUUAUGCUAGCAACCCCCAGCUCCGGCAUGGUCUGGUGUCUUUGUUCCAUUCACGCCAAUUAAGAACAAUGUAUUGAUGCUGAGCGACUAUGCAAGAGCUUGCCCCGAAUCAUGUGAUUAGCAACAGUGUCUUUGGUCCGGAGAAUUCUAAGUUAAAAUCUGCCAAGCAUUCUGAGCAAGUCAGUGUACCAGAUGUUUUUCAAAUAUAAAUCCCAAAGGGUAUAGGUCACUCGCAAAUGGCUUAUUGGUAGACGAAAAACACGUGAGCAAUAAUUAAAAUUGCCAUUUUUUCCCCCAGACUGGCUUUUAAGGUCCAGGAUGCAGUGAGAUACACAGGGGGACAUGUGCAAGUUUUAAGAAGCCGUACAAAUCACACACUGUACAAAAUGUAUAAACUCAGAAAAAAAAAAUCAAAUUAUUAUAAUUCCUUUUGUAUUUUAUUAAAUAUAAACCGAUACAAAUUCAGUUGUGGGAAUUCGCUCCCCAUAUUACAAGUUCUCAUAGAUAUGAAUAUUACAAGAAUUACAAGAAAAUCAUACAAGAAACUGUAUUCUUCUGUUUUUUGCAUUUGGUUCUACUUCUAUUGUCUCUCCAAUCGUUUAAAACCAUAAAGCUAUAUUCAAAUUACUAGAGCGCUAACUUCGUGUACAAAGUAAUGCCUGCUGGGCGCAUCCAUGUUUGUGCAUGCACAAACCUAUGGAGAGCUAGAAAUUUUGUAUGGCUUUUGUACGGCUAUUUGCAU